UCCCUGCUCUGUGGUUAAAUAUUGAUGACACCAGGAGGCAGAGGCCCGGAGAGAGCACACCACGUAUCCCCCUGCGGUGCUGGCACCCCCGACCGGGGUCCUCUAAGCCCAUUUCUCGGGGCUGGGAAGAGGGUCUGGAUGUUUUCUCUUUACUUGAGGCCACCAUAUAAGAAAGUGAGCACUGGGCUCCUGGUUCUUUAAGCAAUUAAAACCGGGUGGAGCCUGUUUGCCACCCGAGGCCACUCAUUCAAGAGGUCAGUCACCCCAGAGUAGCAGAGAAGACUCCAGGCCUGGGCGUGUGCUAAGAGCAGAGCUACCAGAUGGGAUGGGCUGCCACAGACUAAUCCCAGGUGACAGCUGAGUGGAGAGCUCAAGUGCAAAGACCAUCCUGUGCUUCGGUGAGAGGAGGAGGAAGAAGACACAGCAAUCAGUGCUGCUCCCCAAAGCAGAUCAAGGCCGGCCCCAGGAGCCUAGGACCCAGGGGCUCUGCAGGGCUUUGCGCAGGGGCCAGCACCUAGGAGGCCAAGAGGGCAGCUGAGGGGCCGAAGGGGCCUAAGGACUUCGUCAUCAGAAAUGUACCCCAGCCAGGAGCAGGGCAUGCCCCAUGGUGAGGGCGUUACCGGAGCCCCAGCUGGCACUGUGGUGCCUCAGGAGCUGCUGGAAGAAAUGCUUUGGUUUUUUCGGGUAGAAGAUGGUAAGUGGCGGGGGACUGGGGAGUGGGGUAACAUCAGAACCAUCUCCCCCAACAGUUCCCAGGACAGCCUACUGGGUCUUCCCCUCAAACGCCCCAACGCAUCUGGGAAACCCAGGCCUCCCCCAGCCACGCAGUACCCCCGGCUCAGGGAACGCACGCUCAACAGUGUUUUCUUUCCCCCCAGAAAGCAAAAGAAGCUGCCACGGGAAAAACCAACUCCGGAAGUCUUGACUGAGGCCGGAACCAAAGAUGACAACAAUCUGAACAUCCUAAGAGAGACUUUGCUCUCAGAAAAGCUAAACUUGGCCGAGGUGGACAUUGAGUUAAAAGAGAGGAGCAUGCCAGCAGUCUUCCUUCCAGACCCACGGGAAUCCGAGAGCUAAUGAGAGGGCAGGGCAGGGCCCCAUGUUGUGAGCAGAUAAACCGAAAGAAGUGCCAUCCAACUAAAAUUCUGUUAUGGGGGAAAAACCCCCACAAACCACCUUUUUAUUAAAACGCUUCUGAAUA
Myotis lucifugus (little brown bat) is the source of this 1201-nucleotide messenger RNA. It is a transcript of the gene SLC51B, whose product is annotated as solute carrier family 51 beta subunit. Bases 574 to 1077 code for a protein of 167 amino acids. Gene Ontology annotation, biological process: bile acid and bile salt transport. Gene Ontology annotation, molecular function: transmembrane transporter activity; protein heterodimerization activity. Gene Ontology annotation, cellular component: plasma membrane. NCBI's taxonomy places the organism in Eukaryota, Metazoa, Chordata, Mammalia, Chiroptera, Vespertilionidae. The transcript has 3 exons. The record is from RefSeq and is a predicted model, not a curated record.